AUAAACUAUGCUAUUGUACUCCUAAGGCGUAUCUGAGGCUGGUGGUGUAUUUCUUUUAUAUGAUGGUGUAGUCAGCUAACCAGUAGCUUAGUAACAAGGUGCAGCAUGAAACCAGUAAUAAUGAGGCACUGUGUUCUCCAUGGACCUAGUGGAUCAUGUCUCUGAUCCUGUUUGCCUUCGUGGUUCGUGUCAGGGAUGGACUCCCCCUGUCGGCCUCCACAGACUUUGAACACAACCGAGAGCUCCAGGAGAGGAAGCAGCAGCUCAGGACCGUCAGCAAGGCACUGGCCCGCCUCCCUGACAGAGGGACCAUCAAGGGCCAGGAGCUCAACAUAUACUUCGUCUCUUCAGAGGGUGUAUCCUUCAUGACCGUGUGCCACUGCAGCCUCCCUGUUGCUAAGGCCUUCUGCUUCCUGGAAGAUCUGCGAUGGGAGUUCACAACAUGCUUCAAUAGCACUGUUGUUGCCUUGGCAGCCAGGCCAUAUCCAUUUUUGGAAUUUGACAGCACCAUUCAGAAGCUGAAGCAGCAGUACAACCAGAGCGGGGGUCCGGCCCUGGAGGUGACAUUGGCAGAAGUCCAGGGGGAUCUGAGGACCCAUCCACCACAAGUAAUUAACUUGGAAGAAGUGGAGCUCACCAACGGCACUGCAAAUGGCCACAUGGAGCAAGGUCCUGGAUCUGGUCAGAAUGUAAGACUUGAGCCUGUGUCCGUGUCAGGCAUCCUCUCUCUGGUCCUAAAUAUCAUGUGUGCUUCUUUGAACAUAAUCCGUGGUGUUCACCUCAUAGAGUACACAUUCCAGGACGAUUAUGAAGGUAUCUGGAAUGUGGUGGCAUUUCUUCUGGCGUUUGUCUGCUGUGUGCUCCAGUGCCACCUUUACCUGUUCCAUUCAGCUCUGAAGAAGUUCAAGUCCCUCACUCUGCUGAUUGUGAUCGUCCUAUGCAACCUCUACCUGCUCGGCAUGAGGAACGUGUGGCAGCUCGUCUUCCACAUCACAGUCGCCUCCCUGUCCACCCUCCUCAUCCUCACCCGCAAACUCCAAGACAGAAGCAGUGACUGCGGCGUCUGAGGAGCAGGAAGCAGAGGACACUUCACUGCCUCGCACAGCUCAUUCAGCGCAGGUGAGAGCGACACAGAGGCAAACGGUUGGAUGAGCUAUGAAGAUAUCAUGUCGAUUUUUAACAAAAAACAUAUUCCAAAAGUUGCGUCAUCAUGGAAAAAUUCUAUUUACAAGUUAAUAUUUUCUUGUAGACAAUAUGUACUUGCACUUUGUGUACAUUUUUUUCCAAGACUGUAAAGAGUACAGUGACAUGCAGUUCUUUCUGGAACCGUAACAAAUAUUGACAGAAAAAGAUUUGUUUUUGUUCCUAGAAACAAAAUGUUGGUGCCAUCCUGUCCAAAACAGUUUUUUGCAGAAAAUGAAGGAGUUUUUUCAGUCACAAUUGCUGACCAAAGUUUUUCAUGUAGGAACAGUAAUUUCAUCUGUUGAAGCUGGUUAUUUUUGUGAUUUUGAUGCAUUUCUGCUCACAGUCAGCUCAGUAUUAUUAUCUUUGUAUAAUCAGUUUUCAACUUUCAUAAGUGACAGUUGGUGAUUGUAAUGGACAUUAGAUUUAAUUGUAUUUUAAAAACACUCUCACAUGGUGGAUUGGCAGACAGUUUACUAGUCCAUCCUGCAUUGGUGGUGGUGACAUACUUAAUUAUUUAGCCUGGUUUGAUUUAAGAUCAGCGACAGUCAAGCAAAGCGGACAAUGCAGCUAUUUAUUUUUCCCUUAUUUGCUCAUUAAGCUAACCUGAUUCAAAGGUGUAAAUGUGGGUAGUUUCAUGCCUUACUGGGUGAUAAUACAUGUUGACUUAUGUACAGAUUCACCAGAAAGUGCUCAGCUAGUCAUUGCAAAGGUUUAAAUGUAAGGGCUCCGUUAUUUAAUGGAAACUACAGUCAACACUGAGGGAAUAUUAGUCCUAUAGUCAUGUAAGGCAUAUUAUCUUACUAUUUUCAACACAUUUUGUGAUAAAAAAGGAUCAUUUUAUCACAUCAACUCCAUUUAAAAAACAAAUUUUGUACGAUCAAAGACAUAUUUAGAUAUUUUAGUUUGCGCGUUUUUAUCUUUUUCUACUGAUCUCUGCAUUAUCGAAAUGUAAACUGCGGGUAAGAAUGAAGGCACUGAUUUGAUGGGUAAAAUUUAUUGAAAGUUGUUCGACAAAAAUGUUUGACUGCACUAUUAGGCGUAGAUAUUUUUGUGUUGGGUAUGGAAUAUGUUCUUAAUUGUAUUGUGUAUAUCGGGUUCAGCUAUUUAUAUCCAGAUUUAUGUUUACCUGGUUAAUUUUUUUGUCUGGCUUCAGGGUUUAUAACACCGAUCCUAAUCAGUAGAUUAUUAUGAACAUAGAAAUCAUAUGGUUAUAAUCUAUGUUUUAAUAUAGAACAGUAGUGCUGCUAAAUAAAUGGGCAAAGUCUUUUUUUUGUUAUUGUUUUUAACAUUUUGUCUAUUUAGCCUCUUAGACAUAUUUUUUUCGUAGCUAAACAGUUGCACUAAUGUUUGUUAAGCGAGGGAUUUUAAUUAUUAGUUAUAGUGUUCAUCAAACAAGUAGCAUUGUGGCAUUGUGUCCUUUUUGUCAGACUAUUUGAUUAAGAAAGUAAGAAUUUUAAAGGAAAACAAGAAGGUUGCAUCUCAUCAGACAAUCCAAACAUCCUUCACAAUAGUGUACAAAUAUUUAAAAAGUCACUUUCAGCUUGUAGUUCACAAUAAUGGAAACUCAACUUUUUUCACUAGAAACACAAAAAGUAGCAUAGCCGCACAUAACACAGUUGAGCCUCUUAUUAAUAAGUUUAAUUUUAUUCUCAAAAAGCUGUGGAGUGCCAUUUAAAUAAAUGAAAUAAUAUGCCUAUGAAAUAAACACAAAUAUGUAUAUUAAAUAACUCUUGAAAUAAAUGAUAAUAAAUUAUUAUUUACAUUUAUUAUGUGUAUUGUAAAUAUACAUAUGAGUCAACAUAUUACAGUAAAUAAAUAGUUUAUUAUUUUAAAAAAUGUUUCAAAGGAUUACUUUUAAUCAUUUGAGGCACAUUUUAUUACAUAAGACUUUUAUAUAUUUCAUAGGCUUAUUUAUUUAAUUAAUAAUGACAUAAUAAAUGGCAUUCCAUAAGUAGGUUGCGCUAUCUGUGUAAGAAUUAAGAGUGGUUUUGUGACUUUAUUAUUUUUGGUGUGUUCAACUAUAUGACAGAGGAGGUUUUCUUAGACAGGGUCAAUUUAGAAAUUUUCUGUGGUGGACUUUGAUGAAGCUGAAAUAUUUUUGAUACAAAGGAGGUUUAACGGACUCACCAUUUCCACUAUAGCUUACAAGUUGUUGACCAAAUGAAUCGUAAAAUAAUGUUGACGCCAAUGUUCUCAAGGUGUGGAACCAAAUAAUGCAGGGGAUAUUUUAACACUUGAAAUGGAAAUGAAGGAAAACUUUGUUAAUUAAGAACAGUUUAUAGCAUACAGUAAAAAAAAAUAGCUGUACAACUGAAACACAUGGCAGCCUUCUCUUAGUCGUUUGUUUUUAUCAACAUAUGAAGUCUUAAGUCUGAGCUGAAUACAGGAAACGGUUCAUUCAGGACAUUAUAGUUAUCUUGUUCAACACAAAAAACUGUCAGAAUCUAUUGUGUCUAAUUAGAGUAAAAUUAGGUUAUGAGGUUGAUUCAGUGGUUUUUGUGGCUGCAACCUGUUAAUAAUAGUGGGAAGUAAUGUAACAAUGUCAUUCAUUGUAACUGCCAAAUACACUUGUGAUUACAGGGCUUUAUUUUCUCCUGCUGUGGUAAAACUGACAUUUCAUUAAUAAAUAGUGUCUUUUUUUUC
Messenger RNA from Centropristis striata (black sea bass), 3828 nucleotides. RefSeq names its product SEC22 homolog C, vesicle trafficking protein (gene sec22c). Gene Ontology annotation, biological process: endoplasmic reticulum to Golgi vesicle-mediated transport. The record is from RefSeq and is a predicted model, not a curated record. Bases 156 to 1067 code for a protein of 303 amino acids. NCBI's taxonomy places the organism in Eukaryota, Metazoa, Chordata, Actinopteri, Perciformes, Serranidae. The transcript has 7 exons.